Xenopus laevis (African clawed frog) is the source of this 4705-nucleotide messenger RNA. Its product is annotated as posterior protein-like. The transcript has 2 exons. Lineage: Eukaryota; Metazoa; Chordata; Amphibia; Anura; Pipidae. The record is from RefSeq and is a predicted model, not a curated record. The coding region runs from base 1051 to 2721 and encodes 556 amino acids.
GUAAUAUCUCAUAUCUCAUAUCCCAUAACUAAGUGAGGUAAAGAAUUAACAGUGACUCUGGGCUCAGGGCAGUGUACACUAUAAACACAGACGCAAAGACUGACAGAACAAAGACUAUCCUGUCGUAAAAGGUGAUUGCCUUCAUAUCUAUCUCCUAACACUGUUGUAUAAAUGUGGAACAGCUAUCAUGGACAAAGAGAGGAGUCCAUAGACCCGGCCUCGGGUGAGGAAACAACAAAGUCAAUGAAUGGCAUGGGAGGAUCCCAACAACAAAGGAUGAAAGGAUAUGUGUUUACACCCUCAAGGUGUCAGAACAGGUUUCAGACCUUGGGAACAAAUGUCAGAUAUGGAAGUGACUGUCUGUGCAACACUGCCACCCACAGGACAUCUUAAACAUCAUUAGUUGAUCUACACUGCCACCUACAGGACACUACUAACUUGGAGGUUUCCAUGGCUCAUCAUAUGACAUCGACUUGAUUGGCUGGGACUGUCUUUUGGGUGUGGCUAUCCUGGGAAAAGUGUAGUAUGCUUGUUUGAAUGGUCUUCCUUAUGUGUAUAUAAAGAGCAUUGUAAAUCCCUUGUUAGUUAGUCACUUUCCACUCCCUUCCAUUGCAUCCUUCCCUAUCCCUUUCUACCUCCCUCCAUGUUAGUUAGUUCCCUUUUUAUGUAAUACCUUUUAGUUCCUUUGUAAAUAAAUACCACUUAUUUAAAGAUCAGUCUGUCUCAAGUCAUUAGCCUGGCACCUCAAAAUAGAGCAGAUCCAACAUAUUGGCACCCCAGAUUUGAGGAUUUCAACUAAACCCAUCAUCCUAAGGAAAAGGAAUCUGCUUGGCUGAGAAGAUUUGAGAAGCCUGAGACUGACGCGUUAAAGGUCUGACCAGAAAAGAAAGCCUGGAGCCUAACACAGUGGAAAGAAGUUAAGGAACACUUUAAGUAAGGUAGUAAGGUCAGUUAUUGUGUAGAAACUAAGGUAUAGUUUGUUGUUGUUGUGAAGUUUAGUGUUUUGUUUGUGUAAGUAAUUGUUUGUAGUGUGUAUUGUUUGUUGUAAACAUGGAAUUUGUUGAAAGAUAUGUAAACAAAUAUGCUUCAGCUGAUUACAAUUCAUGUGCAGAUGAGUCUUUGACACAUCAGUUUAAAAGUCUACUGACACAGUGUCAAAGUUACAACAAUAAAGUAAAAUGUAAUCAUCUUGCAAAAAUGGUAAAGAAAAUUAAAAUGGCCAAUGAAAUAUUAGCAUUAUUAAAGAUGAAAGUUAUUGCUGAGAAUAAGGCAGAACAGUGGAGAAAUGAGAAGGUCCAGUUUAGAGAAGACUUGGAAAAGUUUGGUGAGUCACUUAUUGUAGCAGCUAGCACUUCAGAAGAGCAUAUUUCAGAAUUAGAAGAACUGAGGGAGAAGGUAGAACUGUUAGCUAAACAGAAUGAUUUGUUAGAAGAAAAGUUGAAGGAUUGUGAGGAGAUGUGCAGGCUCAGAGAACAAGAGGUGAUAUCUUUAGAAAGCAAGGCUGGAUAUGAACUAAAUGUCCCAGUAAGUGUCUGCCCUGUUACUGAGCAAGAGAUAAAAGAUGGAGAACAAGGUAUAAGACCACAAACAUUACCUAGUCCAUCUCUCUUUAGCCCCCAAUCAGAAUGUGCUAGACAACAGAUCAAUAAUACACAUGGGCCAACUGAUAAUAAUAUUCAUUCAAACUCAGCAGCACUGAAAAUACAAGAGGUUAUAAGUUUGACCCAGAUAUUGGGAACGUUUGACACUAAUUUAUCCCCUAUUAGCCUUUCCAAUAAAUUGGAAGCCGUGGUCAAACAAUAUAACCUUGGAAAUAAAGAUGCAUGUGCCUUGCUUAGAGCAUGGCUCCCAUAUCAGUUGGCUGCAGAACUUAGGCCUCCGGUGGGUAAGCACAUUGGGACAUUGUCCAAUAUCAAUGAAAAUUGGGGAAGUACCACUGAAAGGUUAAGAGAGUUGCAAAGGAUUUUGGGUGGGCGUGAUAUAAGAGGUACAAAUGCAUUGGAGAAUGCAAGGUAUAGGAAAGGAGAUGAUCCAAUGUUAUUUUGCACUGAUUAUCUCUCCCUAUAUAAAGUUGUAUUCAACUGCCCUGAUAUGUUGCCAGAUGAGCCCAAUUUCCUCUACUCAAUGGCAAAUAAAUGUAAUGUUGAUUACAACACAAGAACUGCCCUUAGGUAUGCCACCACAUACAACAACUUUAUAAAUACACUUAGGGAUUGGUCUCAGGAGUCUUUUGAAUUCCAGAGACAUAUUUCUGUUGCUUCUAAAAACAACCAAAGCAGGAGAUUUCCACGGAAAUGUUACAGUUGUGGUAAGUAUGGUCAUAUUGCUCGAUUUUGCAGAACUUCUGCCAAUCAGCAUGAUACUUACCCAAUCCAUUCAAUACAGAGACAAGAGGGGGAUGCACAGGAAAAUCUAAAUGAUUAUCUCCUAGACCAUAGCCCUCCCUCAGAGCCUGAAACUGUUGUCUCCUCUGAUAACAUAGACACAGGUUCCAAUAGUGCAGGAGAUCAAAAAGAGAGCCAAAAUGAGCCCAAAAGGGAAUUUCACACACCUCCCUGUAAAACAGGAAAAGAAGGGACAACUGCCCCACCCUUUAUGCCUUGGGUGAACAUUCCACUGUGGCUUUACAGCAGUUGGUCUCACAUUGCUAUGCAAAUGCUAAUGGCCAAUUUAGCACAGUUUGCCCAGGGUGUACCAAACACAAAUAUGCCUGUUUUCUAAUGACAAGGAAUGUGAUGGAAUUAAAACUAGAUAUGGCCAUGACCACUGUAUAAUGGAUAUGUACUAUGUUAUUUGUAAUGUUCUGUAUAUUAAUUAUAUGUAUGUUUCUUUUUCAGAGUACUAGUGGAAGAACGAUUGUCCAUUUAUCCUGUAAAAUGAAGAAGAUACUGUGAUUUUAAAAUUGAUUUUUGUUUCAACAGGUUGUAGAUUUGUUUUAAAACCACGUGGUACAAUCAAUGAGCUCAAUAGUAAAAUAAUUGUUUGCAAACAAUUUAAAAAAACAAUUAAAAAAAAAACAAUUUAAAAAACAAUAUUUAAACUCAAUAACAUCUCUUCACAAUACUGGUGUCCUUGGUAUAUUAUUAACUUUAUUGUCCACAGGUAUUUGUUUUUGUUCAUGUAUUUGUGUUGUUAAAUGUAAAUGUGUUUAUCUUUGUUUUACAUGUUGUCUCUGUUUAGUGUUUUGUGUUAGUUUGUAUACAGUAUUAGUAUCUUCAUUGUUUUAUCAAAACACUGCUAAAAAUAGCAAACCGUGUAAUUUUGAAUUUAUUUUUUUUCCAAUUUUUUUUUUUGCUCUCUACUUGCAUAAUGGUACCUACGUUUUUCGGUACCAAAUGGGGGGUGAUCAUAGUUUUUCUUUCCUAAAGCCCAUCAAAAGAUGCAGUAGAUACAUGAAAAUGUUUUUACAAUUUUUUUUUAUUGUUUUUUUGCAGCUUUCAUUUUAUAUCAUUUUAUAUUAUUUUUUUAACAGAAUGUACUGAACAGAUAAUAAUGCUAAGCAUAUGGUCCUGCUCUUGCUCUUUUAUUUCCAGGAUCCAUGAAACUACAUAGAAAACAAAAUGUGGGCCCUGGAUCAACUGAGUUUGGUUAUGUUUUGAAGGGCAAAUGUGUUUAGAACUUUUGAAUUUUAUUAAGACAGGUUUCAGAACAGCAUUACUCACACAUUGUUCAGGUUAAAUGGAAUACAUAGGGCACAACUUUCUUCUUAGAAUAAGUAUGUUUAUGUGUAUAUAUAUAUAUAUAGCAAUAUAAGUAUGUUAUUUAUGUUUUAGUUAAUGAUGUGUUUCGUUGGUUAUACAUAGUGCAUUUGCAUAUAAAGUUAGAAGGCAUUAUGCAGAUAAAAAUAACAUUAAUUUAAGAAUAUGCAGACUAGCAAACAAAUGUCUGUAUUAUACAGAGUUUAAUUUGGUGUUAUGCUACAUGGAAUGUACAUGUAUAUAUAAGGUGCAGUGUUUGGUGGUAUUGACAACCUAUGUUAUUGCCUUGUAUCUUAUCAUGUGUGAAUGAGAGUGAAUGGUGCAAUGUUGUCUGUUCCCUGCCCAAGGAUGUUACACCGAUAUAGCCACAAGUCCGAAGAGGUUCUUCCAAUGCUUUCAUGGUGUGUCCUUCAGACACAAAUGGGGGAAUGUAAUAUCUCAUAUCUCAUAUCCCAUAACUAAGUGAGGUAAAGAAUUAACAGUGACUCUGGGCUCAGGGCAGUGUACACUAUAAACACAGACGCAAAGACUGACAGAACAAAGACUAUCCUGUCGUAAAAGGUGAUUGCCUUCAUAUCUAUCUCCUAACACUGUUGUAUAAAUGUGGAACAGCUAUCAUGGACAAAGAGAGGAGUCCAUAGACCCGGCCUCGGGUGAGGAAACAACAAAGUCAAUGAAUGGCAUGGGAGGAUCCCAACAACAAAGGAUGAAAGGAUAUGUGUUUACACCCUCAAGGUGUCAGAACAGGUUUCAGACCUUGGGAACAAAUGUCAGAUAUGGAAGUGACUGUCUGUGCAACACUGCCACCCACAGGACAUCUUAAACAUCAUUAGUUGAUCUACACUGCCACCUACAGGACACUACUAACUUGGAGGUUUCCAUGGCUCAUCAUAUGACAUCGACUUGAUUGGCUGGGACUGUCUUUUGGGUGUGGCUAUCCUGGGAAAAGUGUAGUAUGCUUGUUUGAAUGGUCUUCCUUAUGUGUAUAUAAAGAGCAUUGUAAAUCC